This is a messenger RNA of Gallus gallus (chicken), 1362 nucleotides long. It is a transcript of the gene KRT222, whose product is annotated as keratin 222. The transcript is spliced from 6 exons. The record is from RefSeq and is marked validated. Lineage: Eukaryota; Metazoa; Chordata; Aves; Galliformes; Phasianidae. The coding region runs from base 4 to 843 and encodes 279 amino acids.
GGGAUGGAAGCGGCCCGGCUCCUCGGGGGCAGAGGGGCAAAGUAUGAAACGCCCGACACCAGAAAUCAGAUAAGGAGCGCCGUCGCAGCAAGGACCCAGCAAGAAGCCACUCCAAUUAAAAGAAUGGACAAAGAUGCAGAAGCGUUGCAGGCAGCCAGAGCAGAACUGAGUGAAGCCCGGCGGCAGUGGCACCACAUGCAGAGCGAGAUUGAAUCCCUGCACGCUGUGGAAAAGGGUUUGGAGCGCUCACUGCGUGCCACAGAACAGCAGUACCACGUGCAGCUACAGAACUUAGAGGCGGAGAUUGAAUGCUUAGAGAAAGACCUGCAGGAAGUGAGGAGAGGCAUUGAGAAGCAGCUGCGAGAGCACGAAAUUCUCCUAAACACGAGGAUGAAACUGGAGGAGGAGAUAGCAACGUACCGCAGCCUGCUGGAGCAAGAAGAGAACAGGUACCGCUGCUCCAUAUCUGAGCAGAAGGGCAGGAAGCCCACCCUCAACACAACUGCCUUCAUGCUGCCUGCAGAUGGUAUAAAGAAGCACGAAACUGAGAAGAUUGAGCUGAUGACAAAACAAGCAAUCCUAGAAGGAAAUAUUAUGAAGCAAAGUGCUGAAGCUCAUGGCACUAUAAAGACAGAAAAAGUGGAUGAAGUCAUUAAGCAAUGGGAAGGCUCUUUCUUCAAGGACAACCCACGCUUAAGGAAGAAAUCUGUUUCACUGCGCUUUGACCUGCACCUGGCAGCAGCCGAGGAAGGAUGCAUACCCAGCCAGCAGAAAGCCCUGCCAGCCAUUGAGGUCAGGCUGGUCAUGAGGCGGUCGUGCAGCAUUCCCUCCAUCAAGCCGUAGCGCACAGCACAGCAGGCCAGCGCCUCCUCCUGCCACUGCUACGGACCCACACUUGGACCUGGAUACAACACGAUGUACAUGUCUCUUAAAUGAAGGGGAGAAGAGCAGGAGAGUCAGGUCCCAGGAAGCCUGACUUCUACCAGUUUUAUACUCUGGGUACAGACCAUAAUUCUCUCAUUACUGUUGUUUUGUAGUACUUCUCCAAAUAUUAAAAGAAUUAAACUGUAACUUUAUACUUCGGCAAGAGAACUCGUUUCUCUUUCUGGGAAUCAGAACCACAUAUUUCAUUCUCUUCAUUCGAUACUGCAUAUGCAUAUUGGCUGAUGAACCCUUGCAAUGAUUUCUUAUCAUAAUUGUCAUACUUGAUAUAUAUUUUAAAACACUUUCUAAUAGAAAAAAAAGUGACAUGCAACAGUGCUCUUAAAAUACGUAAGCUAUUAACAAUCAUCUUUCUUUUAAAACUGAGUAGUAUUUUUAAAUGUUUUUUAGGCAGCAACUGAGCAAAAAUGCCUCUCCCCC